Molecule: messenger RNA, 2286 nt
Organism: Sinocyclocheilus grahami
Lineage: Eukaryota; Metazoa; Chordata; Actinopteri; Cypriniformes; Cyprinidae
Product: gastrula zinc finger protein XlCGF57.1-like
Exons: 2
Coding region: 208-2046 (612 amino acids)
Biological process (GO): regulation of DNA-templated transcription
Molecular function (GO): RNA polymerase II cis-regulatory region sequence-specific DNA binding; DNA-binding transcription factor activity, RNA polymerase II-specific
Source: RefSeq, a predicted model, not a curated record
GUUUUCCUCCUGCUGUUACUCGGCUGAUGUGUUGUUUGUGUUUUGAGCUCUUAAGCAGUGUAUAAAACGCACAGAAUGUGUGCCCGUUAUUUCUCUGAGCAAAGCGCAUCUUAGGAACAGAGUGGUUCACUCAUCCCUAGUUUCUGGUGACUAUAUCUUAAAAGCUGACAAAGAAAAGUCUCCAGGCAAGCUCUGUGUGCUGUGAAGAUGGAGUUAGUUAAAGUGGAGCUCGUGGACAUGAGUGCUCCAGAACCCUGCGGAGUGAAAGAUGAAGAUGCCGAGGAACAGACAGACCACAUGGAGGUGAAAGAGGAAAGAGAAGAACCGAGUGACAUCAAGGAGAACCACUUUAUUGAAAUGCCUGAAGAUUUUAAAGUUGGAGAAGAGUCUUUAACUGAAACAACAGAAGCCACAAAUUCGUUCUCCUGCCCUCAGUGUGAAAAGACCUUCACACAUAAAGGAAACCUUAGGGAUCACAUAAAAAUUCACAUCGGAGAGAAGCCUUACGCAUGUCGUCUGUGUGGAAAAAGUUUCAUUCACAAAGGACACCUUAACGAUCACAUGAGGAUUCACACGGGAGAGAAGCCUUACGCGUGCCAUCUGUGUGGAAAGAGCUUCACGUGUAAAGGAAGCCUUAAUGGUCACAUGAGAAUUCACACGGGAGAGAAACCGUUCACGUGCCACCUGUGUGGAAGGAGUUUUACGUGUAAAGGGAGUCUUACGUGUCAUGUGCGGAUUCACACGGGAGAGAAGCCGUUCACUUGCCCUCAGUGUGAAAAGAGCUUCUCACAUAAAGGAAGCCUUAAGUGUCACAUGAGAAUUCACAUCGAAGAAGGGCCUUUCACAUGCAAUCAGUGCGGGAAGAAUUUCACACAGCAAGAAUACCUUAAAAAUCACAUACGAAUUCACACCGGAGGCAAGCCUUUCACGUGCCACCUGUGUGGAAAGGGUUUAACGUGUAAAGGAAGCCUCAGGUGUCACAUGCGAAUUCACACGGGAGAAAAGCCAUUCACGUGCCUUCAGUGCGGAAAGAGCUUCACAAAUAAAGGAAACCUUAAGAUUCAUGCAAGGAUUCACACGGAAGAGAGCCCUUUGACUUGCCUUCAGUGUGGAAAGUGUUUCACGCACAAAGAAAACCUUAAGUGUCACAUGAGAGUCCACACCGGAGAGAAGCCGUUCACUUGUCAUAAGUGCGGAAAGAGCUUCGCUCGGAAAGUAAUCCUUCAGAAUCACAUAAAAACUCACUCCGGAGAGAAGCCUUACACGUGCAACCAGUGCGGAAAGAGAUUCACAGAUAAAGGGUACAUCAAGCGUCACAUGCGAAGUCACACCGGAGAGAAGCCGUUCACAUGCCCUCAAUGCGGAAAGAGUUUCACGCAUAAAGGAAACCUUAAAAUUCACAUCAGAAUUCACACCGGAGAGAAACCCUCCAAGUGUCCUCAGUGCGAAAAGAGCUUCACACAUAAAGGACAGCUUAAAGAUCACAUGAGAAUCCACACCGGAGAAAAGCCCUACACGUGUCCUCAGUGCGGAAAGAGCUUCAAAUGUAAAGGACACCUCAAGACACACAUAAGAACUCACACCGGAGAGAAGCCUUACUCGUGCCACGAGUGCGGCAAGAGCUUCACAGUUCAGAGAAGCCUAAACAUGCACAUGAAAUAUCAUUCAGGAGAGAAAUUGCAUGAGUGCUCUGAGUGCGGCAAGAGGUUUGCAGAGAGCAACACUUUCAAAACGCAUUUGCUCAUUCACUCUGAAGAACGGCCGUUUAGUUGCGAUCAGUGCGGGAAAAAGUUUAUUCUGGCGGCGCGAUUAAAAGCACACCUGAAGCUUCAUACGCAUGAGAGACCCUACUUAUGCUCUUUGUGCGGAGAGAGUUUCAAACUGCUCGGCAGCUUAAAAUCGCACCAGAAAAUACACGCCAGUGAGAAAUCGCAUGUGUGUCCUGAGUGCGGUAAGGCUUUUACUAGAGCGACAUACUUGAAACGGCACCAGCGGACCCACGCUGGAGAAACCCCUGGAAAGGGUUCAUUAGUUCAAGAACCCUAAAACCACAAGAAUGCAUACUGGAGAGAAGCCAAGCCAAGGAUUUUCAGUGUAGCUCGACCCGACUGUGUGACCCUACAUUGGACAAACAGUUUGAAAAAUUGAUUUUAAGCACAUCGAUUUAUCUACUGCUUCACAUUAUCCAGAGUAGAGCAAUGCAAAGUUUGUCUUCGGUAAUGAGUAAAUAGUGUGAGAUUCAGGUAAAGUAGAAUUUCACCCAAAAUGGUGCUUUAAUCUAAGAGG